Messenger RNA from Dioscorea cayenensis subsp. rotundata (Guinea yam), 1442 nucleotides. RefSeq names its product probable serine/threonine-protein kinase PBL15. The record is from RefSeq and is a predicted model, not a curated record. Gene Ontology annotation, biological process: protein phosphorylation. Gene Ontology annotation, molecular function: ATP binding; protein kinase activity. NCBI's taxonomy places the organism in Eukaryota, Viridiplantae, Streptophyta, Magnoliopsida, Dioscoreales, Dioscoreaceae. The transcript is spliced from 5 exons. Bases 65 to 1315 code for a protein of 416 amino acids.
AGAGAGAGAGAGAGAUUAAAUGCAGUCAAUUAAUUAGCUUUGUAACUAAAAAACUCAGGACAAGAUGCCGAGUCGACGAUGGAAGCCAAUGACAGCCAGGAGCUGCUGCACGGUGGAAGGGCAGACGGUGCUGGGGACUCUGAGCCGCUGCCGGCCAUCACGGUCCGAGUUUUCCAAGAAGGUGGCCGAGUUACCGUCAUUCCGUAGGCUCUCAUUCUCGGACUUGAGUAGCUCUUCAUCGGCCAGGUUCAAUAAUGAGGACUUGGCGCACUCGAUUGGAGCAGGGUUGUACGCGUUCCAGCUCUCGGAGCUCAGAGCGAUCACGCAUGACUUCUCGAGUAACUUUUUACUGGGCGAAGGGGGAUUCGGCACCGUGCACAAGGGCUAUGUCGAUGAUAAGAUGAGACCAGGCCUAAGGGCUCAGGCCGUUGCUGUUAAACUCUUGGACAUUGAAGGCCUUCAAGGCCACAGGGAGUGGCUGGCGGAAGUGAUAUUUCUGGGUAAGCUCAGGCACCCUCAUCUGGUGAAGUUGAUUGGGUACUGCUGUGAGGACGAGGAGAGGCUUCUUGUCUAUGAGUUUAUGCCUCGUGGUAGCCUUGAGAACCACUUGUUCAGGAGGAUGUCAGUGGCAUUGCCAUGGAACACAAGGCUGAAGAUUGCUAUUGGAGCUGCUAGAGGGCUAGCGUUUCUUCAUGGCGCUGAGACUCCUGUUAUUUACCGUGACUUCAAAGCGUCUAACAUUCUCUUAGACUCUGAUUUUACUGCUAAGCUCUCUGAUUUCGGUCUGGCUAAGAUGGGACCAGAGGGUGAAGACACGCAUGUAACAACUCGGGUCAUGGGUACCCAAGGAUAUGCGGCACCAGAAUACGUUAUGACUGGGCAUUUAACAACCAGGAGUGAUGUGUAUAGCUUUGGAGUGGUUCUGCUGGAGUUACUGACUGGGAGGAGAUCAGUGGACAAGAAUAAACCCAAAAGUGAAGAGAAGCUCGUAGAUUGGGCCAGACCUUACUUGACGAGCUCCAGGAAACUACGCUUCAUCAUGGACCCGAGGCUGGCCGGACAGUAUUCAGUGAAGGGAGCCAGAGAGGCUGCUUCAUUAGCUCUGCAGUGCAUCAGCCCCAUGCCUAAAGACCGGCCAAGAAUGCCUGCCGUGGUGGAGGCGUUGGAAAGCUUGCAGCAUCUAAAAGACAUGGCUGUCAGUUGUGGAGCUUGGCCUGCGACUCCCAUAUCUGGCAGGACUGCUUUAUCUGCAAAAAACAAGCUGGAGGCCAUGGCCGACACCCGCCGCCGGCCCAUGCCUUUCAGACUAUCGUGAAUGAAUGAGUGAAUGAAAUUAAUACCAUAUAGUGUUAUGCUGGUGUGUGUGUGUGUGUCUCUCUCUCUCUCUGUAAAUCCAUAGUAUUGCAUUGUGUGUAUUAUUAUAAAAUCGGUCUAUAUAUGUA